Molecule: messenger RNA, 1695 nt
Organism: Arvicanthis niloticus (Nile rat)
Lineage: Eukaryota; Metazoa; Chordata; Mammalia; Rodentia; Muridae
Gene: Supt3h
Product: SPT3 homolog, SAGA and STAGA complex component
Biological process (GO): transcription by RNA polymerase II
Molecular function (GO): transcription coactivator activity; protein heterodimerization activity
Source: RefSeq, a predicted model, not a curated record
GGGUUCGCCCGUCCCUCUAGUCACCUCAGGCUUGCUACCCCCGCCCCGCCCCUCAUAGUGGCUCUCUCGCCAUCUUACCCCCCCCCUCCAGCCUAGCUCAGUCACCUUUUUCCUUUCUACAAUCUCUGCCCCCCACUCCCCGCCCCCUGCCCGUCGUGUCCCGGGGCCGCCACCGCAGACACCGCGUCAUCUCUGUCCCCUCUCAAAUCUCCACGCGGGACGCGCAGCCGUGCCUCCACGUGUCUUAAGCAGAGAUGAAUAAUACUGCAGCUAGCCCGAUGUCUACUGCCACUUCAAGUAGUGGAAGAAAUGCAGGGAAGACUGUGAGCUUUGCGGCCGAGUUGCAGAGCAUGAUGUUUUCAUUAGGUGAUGCUAGGAGGCCUCUCCAUGAAACAGCAGUUUUGGUAGAAGAUGUGGUUCAUACACAACUAAUUAACCUGUUACAGCAAGCUGCAGAAGUCUCUCAGCUUCGGGGAGCAAGAGUGAUCUCUGCUGAAGAUCUUCUGUUCUUGAUGAGAAAAGAUAAGAAAAAACUUAGAAGACUUCUAAAAUACAUGUUUAUCCGAGACUACAAGUCAAAGAUCAUCAAAGGCAUUGACGAGGAUGACCUCCUGGAAGAGAAACUGAGUGGCAGCAGCGGUACAAACAAGAGACAGAAGAUCGCUCAGGACUUGAUAAACUCUAUCGACCAGACAGGAGAGCUUCUGGCAAUGUUUGAAGACAACGAACUCGAUGAUGUCAAGCAGGAGAGAAUGGAGAGAGCAGAAAGACAGACUCGGACUAUGGAUUCAGCUCAAUAUGCAGAGUUCUGUGAAAGCCGACAGUUAAGUUUCUCCAAAAAAGCUUCCAAAUUUCGAGACUGGCUGGACUGCAGCAGCAUGGAAAUAAAGCCCAAUGUUAUAGCUAUGGAAAUUCUGGCAUAUCUGGCAUAUGAAACAGUGGCCCAGUUGGUGGAUCUGGCUCUUCUUGUGAGGCAAGAUAUGGUGUCCAAGGCGGGGGACCCCUUCAGCCAUGCCAUUUCUGCAACCUUCAUUCAGUACCACAACUCUGCUGAGGGGUCCUCCUGUUUGAAGUCAAGCCCAGACUCUCCUGAGAACACACCUCCUCCUACACCAACAGCUCCCUCUUCUGGAUCACAGCAUUCAGGUAGAGCUACAUCUGGUUCCCUGGGGAAUGGGAGCACAGGACAAGACUCUGCCAAAACCAAGCAGAGAAAGAGGAAAAAGAGCACUGCGGCCUGUGGUGUCGAGGCUCACAGCGAUGCCAUCCAGCCCUGCCACAUCAGAGAGGCGAUUCGACGCUACGGCCACAAGAUUGGCCCUCUCUCCCCAUUCACAAGUGCCUACCGAAGGAGUGGGAUGGCUUUCCUGGCCUGCUGAGGGGACCAUGGCCGUGCCUGCCUCCAUGAAGAGGGAGUGGCUCACCGAGGUCAUUCUUCCCUGUUCUGCCUGAGAGUAAAAUAGGAUUUUACCUUCUCCUGCCCUAGGGAGUGGCCUGCUUUGUUCCUGACUCUCAACCAUCUGACUCCAGCUCUUCCCCAGCUUCCUCAGCCUUGUUUACUGAAUGGGCCAUUGCCUAAUUAAUGGCAGGAUGUUGGGGAUGGUGUGUAGGUGGACAAGAAUGCACAUCACACAAUUUUGAAUUUUGAAUUUGGCAUGGAUUUGCUGCCCUCAGCUCAUAAAUCUUAAAAGCGGU